Oreochromis niloticus (Nile tilapia) is the source of this 6630-nucleotide messenger RNA. It is a transcript of the gene aifm3, whose product is annotated as AIF family member 3. Gene Ontology annotation, molecular function: 2 iron, 2 sulfur cluster binding; oxidoreductase activity, acting on NAD(P)H. The transcript is spliced from 21 exons. Lineage: Eukaryota; Metazoa; Chordata; Actinopteri; Cichliformes; Cichlidae. Gene Ontology annotation, cellular component: cytoplasm; mitochondrion. Gene Ontology annotation, biological process: execution phase of apoptosis. Bases 869 to 2689 code for a protein of 606 amino acids. The record is from RefSeq and is a predicted model, not a curated record.
CAUUUACAGGGAGCAGCCAGUGUAAUAGGUGGGCAGUCAUUGGGGCAGUGCUUUGCGGAGGGUAGUUAAGUCUUUGAUCAGGUUUAGCUGGCAAGUCAGGUCUUUGACAUUUGAAGGCGAGGCUGAAAUGGUCUGAACAGAAAAGCAAGCCUGGCGCGCGCACGCACACACACAGAGCGCGCGUGUGUGUUUUUUAAGAAAGAGAGAGGAAGGUUGGGUGGAGGAGAGCAGGGAACGGUGAGAAUUCAUGCUGUGUUAGCAUCCCCUCAGCAACUCCAUCAAUACCGCAUACAGCUGAGAAACUGGCAAAGGUCCUCCGUGCUGCGUUUUCAGGCUCGGACAGAGAAACAGAGCAACUCCCACAACCCGUCGGCUCAGUGUGCUGCUCCUGCUGCUCCUGCUGCUGCUGAGGGGGACUCUGAGAGGGGCAGAGCGCACACACACGUACACUCACCCACACACUCACUCACUCACUGGAGCCUCUGCUGCAUCAAGAGGAAGAAGAGGAGUGCGGAGGAGGGUACGGAGGGACACGCAGACUGGGAAUACUCUAGCGGAGAGAGCCAAUCCGGAGAGGGAGAAGACUGCGAGGAGACCCGUGCUAAUAUGCUGCCGUGCUCCGCAGGGACGGCUGAGCACCAGGGAGUUUGACAGGAUCUCAGUGCACCUGCUCCAUGCACGCGGAUUAUGUGGAGGAGCUGACGUGUGCGAUGGCCAGCUUGGACCUGCAGGUUCUCAGACCUCCAGCUCUGCAUUACUGUUACCUCCAAAACAAGCAGCCCAGCUCCACGAUCUGACUGUACCUCCCCUCCUCUCCUCUCCCCCUCUCCCUCUCUCUCCCUGGGUGUCCCUCAAUCCUGGGCCCACCAUGGGAGGAUGCUUCUCCAAACCCAAACCAGUUGAAGUAAAAGUGGAACUCUCUCUCCUGGAUAAAGAAAAAGAGGUGGAUGGGUUGUCGCCUAAUGGCAAAGCGAGUCCCUUUGCUGAAUGCAGACCUAACGGGGCCCUGGCUCACGGCUCUGAUGAUGACUCCACCCUGCUCCCUCUCUACCACAAACCCCGGGACUAUGUGGAGGCCUCUGUGUGCCACGUUAAAGAUCUGGAAAAUGGACAAAUGCGAGAGGUUGAUUUGGGAAGCGGCAGGGCUCUGUUGAUUAAAGAACAUGGGGAGUUCACAGCCAUGGGCCACAAGUGUCCACACUAUGGAGCACCUCUGGUUAAAGGUGUGCUGUCCAAAGGACAUGUACGCUGUCCCUGGCACGGUGCAUGUUUUAACAUUGCAACAGGAGACAUUGAGGACUUCCCUGGACUGGACAGCCUGCCCAUCUUUCAGGUCAGAGUUGAAAAGGACAAGGUGAUCAUUCGGGCAAACAAGCAGGCUCUUCAGUCACAGAAAAGGUCAAAGCCCAUGGCCCGAUGUUCAGCAGUCAUUAACUCCAACACAGGAUUCAGCCAUGUUCUCAUUAUUGGCUCGGGUCCAGCCGGUUUGGUGUGUGCAGAAACACUGAGGCAAGAGGGCUUCACGGAUCGCAUUGUCAUGUGCACUAUGGACAAACAUCCUCCAUAUGACAGGCCUAAACUGAGUAAGUCCUUAGAGAGCACGGCAGAGCAGCUGAGACUGCGCUCCAUGGACUUCUUGCAAGAUCAUGACAUUGAACUUCUCACAGAGAAAGAGGUGGUGGCAAUAGAUGUGAAAACACAAUCUGUGAUAUUUGAAGAUGGCCUGAGGAUGGAGUACAGGAAACUCUUUAUUGCUACAGGAAGCAGACCAAAACCAAUGAACUACAAGGGCAAAGAUGUCAGGAAUGUGUUUCACCUCAGGACGCCCGAGGAUGCUAACAGCAUAGCGAGGCUAGCCAACAACAAGAAUGCAGUGAUUGUGGGAACGUCAUUUGUGGGUAUGGAGGUGGCUGCAGCUCUGACUGACAAAGCCCACUCAGUCUCUGUCAUCGGGAUUGAGUCGGUCCCUUUUAAAAAAGCUCUCGGGGAGAAAGUAGGGAAAGCCAUAAUGAAGCUGUUUGAAGCAAACAGGGUGAAAUUCUACAUGCUGAACGAGGUGUCAGAGAUGGUUGGCCAUCAUGGACAGUUGAAAGAGGUUGUACUGAAGAGUGGAAAAGUCCUGCGGGCAGAUGUGUGUGUCAUUGGAGCAGGAAGCGUUCCUGCAACAGGGUUCCUGAAACAGAGCGGCAUCCACUUAGACUCCAAGGGCUUCAUUACUGUGAACAAGAAUAUGCAGACGAAUGUUGAUGGGGUCUUUGCUGGAGGAGAUGUGGUGAUGUUUCCUUUCCCACCACGCAACAACAAGAAGGUGAACAUCCCUCACUGGCAAAUGGCUCAUGUACACGGAAAGGUAGCAGCUCUUAGCAUGAUGGGCAGAGCCACUGAGAUCAAAACCGUGCCUUACUUCUGGUCAGCCAUGUUUGGGAAGACCAUACGCUAUGCAGGUUAUGGUGACGGAUUUGAUGAUGUCAUUAUACAAGGAGAUCUGGAUGAACUACGCUUUGUAGCAUUUUAUACAAGGAGUGAGGAGGUGGUUUCUGUCACCAGCAUGAACUAUGAUCCCAUUGUAUCCCGAGUGGCAGAGGUCCUAGGAUCCGGAAAGACGAUUAAGAAGCGAGAUGUAGAGAUGUUAACACGACUUGGCAAGACUGGAGACAUUUCUUGGUUGAUUGACAAAGGCUCUCAAUGACUUCCCAUCUGAAGUUCCCAGUCCCUUCGGACACCUCCAUAUGGACACUCAUGGUGCUGAGACACUGAGCAGCUAUCACAGUCUAUUCACAACACACACAAACUUGCUGAUAUGACUGUCUGUUUGGGACAUGCUUACCUGAGGACAUCACUCAAACUUGCUUUUUCUCCUAAGAGACACUUUAAAAUAACAAAAGGAGCCACGCGCAACCUGAAAACACUGAGCGACUGUGUUGGCAGGUCUUUUAUUAUCGAUGUUGUCUUGUUUCACAACGAAGCAAUACCGGUGUCAGCCUCCGUGCUGCUGCAAGAUGUAUCUACCUGUACACUUUGUUUAUAAGAAGCCAGGGAAGGGCAAUGAGUUUUUUUGUACAGAUAAUAUUGUAAAUAGUUAUAAUCCUGAAUGCACUGUAACAAAAUAAGAGCAUCCAUUUUCCAGUGAAUGACAGACGUGGUCGUAUGCUUGCUACAGGCCGUAGAUCUGCAUGGUAUAACUUGCUAUAACAGGAGUUAAAUUAAGCCCCAAACUAGUAAAAAAAAAAUUAAUGUAGACACAUGAGCAAAGCUUAAAUCUGCAACAAAAACAAACUGUGUUACCACUUCAGCACAAGCCUGAAUGCAGCUUUUAACCUACUUACCAACUCUCACUCGCAGCGUUAAUUUGUGAUUUAUUAUAAUGGUUAGACUCACAGCUUACCUCUCUGUUAUGGUUGCCUUGCUAGUAGAGUGCACAAAUGGAAUUCUUAUUCUUUGAUCGCAUACUAGUGCUUGCACUGUAGAUUCGUGUAUUUUCUAACAAGUAGGUAUAACGCCUCGAAAAUGAAUAGUGAGCAAUAGUAGCUUAAGGUUAUUUUGGAUAGCCGUCACCCCCGUAGAGACGUUGUUUGUUACUAACUCAGGGAACUGAGGAUUGUGGCCUGGGUUUGCCAGUCCCUCUGCAAGCAGAAAAAUUUAAUUUGUUGCUUGAAUAUUUCCUCCCGGUUACUGCAGUUUUACUGGUUCAGAGCUUGCAAAUGCGCUUCAUGAUAGAAAGCAGAUAUUUGAUUACAUCCUGGAGUGCCGCAGAUCCCGAAACACUUGAGCUCUGACACACACGUCAACAAAGCGAUUUAAAAGGCAUUGUUCUCCCUGCAGAGAUGUCUGGAAUGGCAUUUUUAUAACUAAACUUUGAAAUAAAAGUCUUCCAACAAUAACCGCUUUAUGUUACAUUUUAUUUUUCAUGUUAUUCUACUUGUUAUUUGUAUGUCUGUUCUUGACUUUAUUAACUGGAAAAAAAAAAACGUGUAACAGGUUUAAAAAAAUGUUUAAUGAUUUCCAAAGAGGUGACAGAGCAUAGUUUUUGCAUGUUUUUCUUGGCAGAUUUCAUUCUUUGAUUCAUGGUUAUUAAAAAUAUAGAUGAAAUCACUUGAGUCUAGAUUUCAUGCAGUAGCACAAACAUUUCACAGAAUUUAUAAAUUAAGUUUCACAACUAUUCAUAUAAAAAUUGGGAGCCAUCUAACAUUAAAAUACAAACAAACUGGAAGUGUUCACAACUAUGUUGCAAAUAGAGGUUUGGAUAAAAAUAAGGAUGCACCGAUCCAACUUCUCUAUUCUGAUAAAAAUUCUGAAAUGUCAACUCAGUGCUUUUGCGACCAACUCUUUCAGUGCGCCAGAGACGUGUAUUACGAAGCAAGAUUUCAUCUUAGCCAGGUAACUUCAAGUUUAGCCCUGGGUUUUCUGGAUUACGAAGGCAGUUCACAUCUUUCUGGGAUAUAUGACCAUAGAAACUUAUGCCGGACAGCUAAUCUGCUCUGGAGCAGGUUAUGUUUGAGAAGAGAGAUCAGCAGGUAUCCCAUGACCAAUCAGUUCUCCCAAAAAUAGUAUCACCAUUCCUGGAAGAGCCCUUAGGCCUCUCUGCACAGACACUUAAGUUUUUCUGUCAUUAGAUUCAAUAAGGAAUAUAGAUAUAGACUCCUUCAUAUAGGAUCCUAAAACAGGGCACACAUUUGUACAUGUGGACCUCAUUUGCACCUAAGUUAGAUCUAUAUUUGACCUGUUUUUCAUAUUUUUUCUGCAGCUGAAAGAAUAAGGCAACAAUUGCCUUACACACAUCUCAUCCUCAAUUUACUGUAAUCUGGCAGAUCCUGCUGUUUAUUCGUGAUAGAGCUAUAAUGCUAGUACGUCUGUUGACUUACACAGUCAGCAUUUAUACCAGCUUUCCUUCCUGGCUUUCAAUCGGCUAGGCUUUAUUAAUGUAGUAGUGCUUUUCCAGUCUUACUGACCAAAAUUCUUCAUAAAGUGCCUUUUAAUAAUAUAAUCUUUCUAUUAUGUUUACACACUCUGCUUUCAGCCAGUAUUGUGUGUUUGAUUGCUUCAUACUGUUCUAAUAUUAUAGUUUUACCUCCCAUUGUAAAAUCAGCCUAUAAAACGGACAGAUCUGCUGUUAGAGAUUGAUCAGAUGCAAUUCAUGUAAACACAUUCGUAGCCAUGUUGAAAAGUUAACUUAUCGAGCUGAUAACCAUCUUCAUGUGACUGAUUAACCUGUUUGCUAAUGUUAGAGGUUUAUUUAUAUCAGUCACAGCAAUAAAUUAAAAAAAAGAAAACCUCAAAAGCAGCUCUAUUGUUAAUGUCGAGCAUUGGAUCAGUGCAUCUCUAGGAAAAAGCACCUCACAUGUUGACGUCUGUCAACACUAAUAAAUACAUCUACAAACAGUGUGGUGAAGGCAGUAUAUGGUGUCACUAGUUAAAUCUAUCAAUAAAGGACUGGCAGGGUUCAUUGCUUAUUAACACAAGUACGAGGUACCCGACAGCGCAGUUACUUCACUGCACUAUGGUGUCCCUGAGGUGCAAAACACAACAAAAACUAAAUGAAACUGAAACAAGCAAACAAAAAAAAUGUAAAAAAAAACAACUCACUUUUUCUCAGAAGCGUUGGGGCAACAUUUCUUAUUGUGACCGGACAGGAUCAAGCUCACCGCUACAGUCGGGAGGGAUUUCCAGCUUCCAUGCUACUCUUAUAUUAAAAUCUUACUUGAAAGCCCUGAGGCCCACUUAAAAGACAUAUGGUCAAAGAGAUGAGGUUGUGUUAUGCUGAGAGCUACAAUCCCCACCAUGGGACCAUUCGCAGCUAAAGCAGAUCCCCAGCAAGGAUUUCUAGGUGGCAUUUUUAUAGCCUCUAUUUGAUAGAAGAGUAGAGAGCGGACAGGAACGUAAGGCGGGAACACAGGGCCAAUCCAGCCUUUUGACACAUGGAAAUCAUUACAAUGGUGACACAAGGCCAAAAUAUACAAUAUUCUCUGUUGGUUUGAACAAUGGGAAUAAUGUGUUUGAAAUCUACAGGCGGUAGGGCAAACGUGCUCGUAUAAUGAUGGAGUCAAGUCAGAUUUAAGUAUUUAAAAUUACCUAAAUACGACUUAAAAACUAUUUACUGUAUAAUGAAUUUUAAUUAUUAGCACCUUAUUUUACUGUAUCCAGCGCCAAGUAUUUGUAGGUAAAUAUAAUCGCAUCAAAUUUCCCAAGAAAACUGCUGAGAGUAGUACAGAAAUAGAAAAACUGACCUCAACCUGUUCCCAGGAACUUGAAUUUUAUCUGGUCACAAACAAGAAAUGUUGUCACCAACUUUCCUGUCAAAUGUUUCUUUUUGCUGUUGUGUGUGGCACCUCUAGGCCACCGUACUGUGCUGUACUGAAAGUCUGUGGAACAUCUAACAAUGAUUACACCACAACGAUUUGUAUAUAAAAAUAAGUGAUUGGCUCUUUGGAGGCAAGAGAAGGAUUCAAUGCAAUAAACAUGUUUUUAUCAGAUGUCCAACUAUAAUGCCCAGGCUUUAAUCACAGCAUUGGUUAUUGUAGCUAUUGCUUAAAACACAUUCUGGUAACACUGCGCUCAGGACAGUGUAGUGAGAUAUAAAGACCGAUCACAUGACAACAAUGAGAACUAACUUUAUAGAGGACAUCAUGAAAA